This is a messenger RNA of Antechinus flavipes (yellow-footed antechinus), 3416 nucleotides long. RefSeq names its product olfactomedin like 1 (gene OLFML1). The transcript is spliced from 3 exons. The coding region runs from base 318 to 1496 and encodes 392 amino acids. The record is from RefSeq and is a predicted model, not a curated record. Gene Ontology annotation, biological process: signal transduction. Lineage: Eukaryota; Metazoa; Chordata; Mammalia; Dasyuromorphia; Dasyuridae.
AUUAUGUAACAUCUCAUGGCAGUGAAAGCACUGAAGUCUGGAACUCCUCACAUGACCAGCUUAUGAACGAACAGCUGGAUUUGAUCACCAGAAGGCCCAUUGGUUGGAGCAAACAAGCAUUUUUCACUCUGUUUUUCAAAGACUUGCUUCUACAGGAAUCAAUUUCAAUUGUCCUGCCCCCCACCGACUCCAGCUCUCUGCGCCUUAAUUUCAAAUCGUAACAUCAUUCGACCCGGCUUCCCCGAGCUUUGUUAGGUGAUCGUUUCAUUCCUCUUGGUUCCCACCCAACCCCAUUGCCCCAGUGACUUGGGGGCAUCAUGACAGCCCAAUUGAGACCUUUCUUGGUUCUCUGCCUCAUGAAUUUGCUUCUUCAGCCACAAGAUGCCCAAGACCCAGAAAUGGUCCGAUACAUCUAUCGGCGAUUUCAGAUCUUAGAGCAAGGGCUGGAAAAAUGUCGCCAGGAUACAAGGGCAUACAUUCAAGAAUACCAGGAAUUCUCUAAGAAGGUCUCUGCGGACCUGGAGAGAUGUCACCUUUAUAAGACUGAAUAUAAGAGUGAAGUGGAUCAUUUGGGGGGAAGAGUUGAAAGAGCCCAACGUGAGAUUGACUACCUAGAAUACAUUAGAACAUCUGAGACAUGUAUAGAAGAGGAUAAGAUGGUGAUGGAAAAGCAGAUUAAAGACUCUGAAGAAAAGCAAAAAGUCAGGACUCUCCUUAACACAAGCUGCGACAACAUGUUGAUGGGCAUAAAGUCCAUGAAGAUUGUGAAGACGACCAGGGAUACACAUGGCUGUUGGAUGAAAGAUGUCAACAAGGAUUCCAACAAGAUUUAUUUCUUAAGUGGUUCCAGGAACAGCACCCUAUGGGAAUUUGCCAACAUGAAGGCAUUUAUGGAAGGCAAGCCCACACCCCGGAAGCUCGUCCUGAUGCUAUCCUGGCAAGGGACCGGGCAAGUGAUUUAUCAGGGGUUCUUAUUCUUCCACAGCCAUGGCACCCCUAAUGAGAUCAUCAAAUACAACAUCCAAAAGAAAAGUGUGGAAGAUCGGAUGCUACUCCCGGGGAGCCAUGGCAGACCAGUCUAUCAGCAUGCCCCCUGGACUCACAUUGAUCUGGCUGUGGAUGAGCAUGGGCUCUGGGCCAUUCACACAGAAUUAGACCAUCUGAUAAUCACAAAAAUAGACCCCGAAACAAUGGCCGUGGAGGACACCUGGACAUCAUUCUGUAGUAGCAGAGAUGCUGAGGGAGCCUUUCUCCUGUGUGGAGUCCUCUAUGUGGUGUACAGUAGGGGCCGUCAAAGCUCCCACAUCAUCAAUUGUGUUUUUGAUAUCCUGGGGGCCAUCAACAAGCAGGACAUUCCUACCUUGGUCUUCCCCAAGCGGCAGAGGGUCCACUCUAUGAUCCACUACAAUCCCCAGGAGAAACAGCUCUAUGCUUGGAAUGAUGGAAGUCAAAUCAUCUACAAACUCCAGACUCAAAGAAAGCAGGCAGGACCUUAGGAAAGGUAGCAAGUAGUUCAACUCAGGUGGGUUUCUGAGGGACAGUCAUGUCUACAGAAGAUUUUUAAACAAUGAUCCAGGUCACAGGGAGCUAUUGCUCUGAAUGAGAAAGUAACAAACAGAUAUCUCUUCACUCUAAUAUUAUUUAGACAUAUAGUCUAGAAGCAAAACUGCAUAUAUAAACCAUCUUUUUUUUUUAAAUUAGGCCUAUGAUUCCACUGAAACUCCCAAUGAGGAAACCUUCUCUACCAAUGUAGAUGCAACAAUUCUACCACUUAUAUAGGCUUAGAGAACCAACUUAGAGACAAAGAGGGUCUCACAACCAGUGUGUAUCAUAAGACUUAACCUCAGGGAUUCUUAACUCUGAGGCUGGUUUUCUAUCCUCUUCAACACUCUGCCUUGCCUUUGUCCUCCAGUAAUAUAUUACAGAUAGAAAAGUAGCUUCAAAGUCAGGAAGACAUGGAUUCAAGUCCACUUCUGAUACAUUUCAGCUGUGUGACCUUGGCCAAGACAGACCCUCUCAAUACCCUCCAGACAUAACUCUAAAUCUAGAUAUAAGUUGUAGAGCAGUUGCCAGGAUGCAUCAAUAGAGGAAAUUUACUAGCUAGGAGUUUGCUAAACCAAUGAAAUCACAGAUCCCAUUCUCCAUCCAUUAAUCUCUAAUAAUCAUGACCAUUUCUUAUGCAGAAAUUUUCUAUGACUACCCAUUGCCUCCUAAAUUAUUAUUAUUGAUAAUUAAUAGCUGACAUUUAGGAUUUUCAAAGUGUUUUACCAGCAAUGUCCAUGUAAGUAAUUAAUGAAAUUAUUAUCUCUAUUUUAGCCAUGAGGAAAUUAAGCAAUAAAGUCAUGCAAUUUGCCCUAAGAUCACCCAGCUGAUAAAUGGGCCAGAUUAGAAUCCAUAUCCAUAGACAUCCAUAUAUGUCAUAACUACCUCCUAGUUAAGUUCAAGCUCCUUAAGACAACAUUGAAGGCUAUUCAAUAAUUCAAUUCAUAAUUUGACAUCAAAUUAUUACUCCAAAAGGGUCCUCUCAAAUAGGAUUACAUUUCCUAGAUAGAUCUCAUAUUUAUAGAAUCACAGAUCUAGAUAUAAGAAGAAUCUUGAAAAUGCCUUCAUUUUACUUAUAAGAAGACUGAUAUGCUCAACUCAGAUAGCUAGUUAAUGGCAAUACUAGUAUCAGAACUUCUGAUGCUCAAAUACAUCAUUCUCUCUACUAUAUGCCUCCUUCAUAUAUCUGUAUGUUACCUCCUGCCAUUCUUUCUGCCUAGGAUAUCAUUUUUCUUGUAUUCUAUCAUUCAGAGUCCAGUUUAAAUACAGCCUUCUCCAUGAAUACAUAUCAAAGAUGGUAUGGAUUUUUUAUUCAUCCCCUAAUCAAUGAAACACAUUGUUUCUAGUUUCUAGUACAUAUAUGUGUCCAUGUAUAAUUACACACACACAAACAUAUACCUUUGUUUUUAUCUUUAAUAUCCUUGGAGGGAUAUAUGCAGCAAUUGAAUCAUCAGGUCAAAGGACAUGGACAGUUUAGUCACCUUCCUUGCAUAAUUACACAUUGAAGUACUAUUUUCACAGAGCUACCAAUAAUACAUCAGUAUAAUUAUCUUUUCAGAAUCUUUCUAACUGGAGGUAUCCCCAUCUUUGUCCUAUGUCAGUUUACCUAGUAUGAUGGUAAAUCCUCAGAACUGUGUUCAUUUACAUUUCUUUAUAAAUAUUUUGGAGCAUGUUUUGAUAUCAUUUAUAUUUUGCAAUUCCUCUAUAAAACAGCUUGACUACAUAGCUUUUAAGGAAAUACUAUAAUAUUCUACUUGUACCUCUUUUAUAGCCCUUAUUACAUUCUACCUUGCACUUUAGUUAUUUGUAUUCAUGAGCUCCCUAAGGGCAGAAACCAUGUUUUCAACUCAAUUCAAUAAAUUUCUAUGAAGCAC